CCCUCGCAGUGGUAAUUUGGUUCAGUCCGAUCUACUGCUCCGAUUCUCUCAUCAGUCAGUCAGUCAGUCAGUGAGCGCGCGUCUGUGUUUAUGUGAGUUCCACUAUAACAGCAUCAGCCAUCAAAACAAACAUACACUUGGGAUUUUAAUAAGAGAUAUUCAAAAUGAAGGAGCCAAUACCUGUGAGCAAAGCAUCUUGAAGAAAAAGAGGCCAGUGUGAGUGUGUGCAUGUGUCUGCACGCAUGUGUGUACGUGGAUGAGCUUUCAUAGGCCAUGUCUGUCCCCGCCAAACAAGAGAGGACAGUGUGCGUCCUCCUUCCCACCAAGGAGACAUUGGACAUUACAGUGGGGCUGAAAGCAACAGGUCAAGAAGUGUUUCAACGUGUCUGCGAGCUUCUCGGGGUUAAAGAGCUGCACUACUUUGGAUUGACUUUAGUCAAAAACAAUGAGUACAUCUUUCUGGACUUGGAAGAGAAACUUGCCAAGUACUUCCCUAAGGAGUGGAAACAGGACUCAGGGAAGCAGGGGUCACAGAGGAGGUCAAUCCCUCCCCUGCUCUGUCUGAAGGUCCAGUACUAUGUGGAGAAUGGCAGACUCAUCUGUGAGCGUAAAGCGAGAAAACUCUACUACUUUGACCUGCGGGAACGUGUCCUUCGCUCAGAAUGCAGACAGCAGGAGGAAGUGUAUUUCCAGCUAGCAGGAUACGCCCUACAGGCCGAUCACUCUGACCACCUCUCAGAGGGCCACAGUCACGGACACGCUAUGUAUUUCCAGCCCAAAGAAUACUUUCCACCCUGGAUAAUUGCGAAGCGUGGCAUUGACUACCUGCUGUGUCACGGGCCCAAGGUUCAUAAAGAGCUGUGGGGGAUGUCCUCUCGUGACGCUAUCCUGCUCUUCAUCAGAGAAUCCUGCCGUCUGGAGGAUGUCCCAGUCACCUUUUAUCGCCUCCAGAAGGACAAGAAAGAAGAGAAAGGUUCAGCACUCCUUGGACUGACUCUUCGAGGAAUGCAAGUGUAUCAGGAGGUGAACAAUGUGCGUGAUCUGUUGUAUGACUUCCCCUGGUUUCACGUGGGACGACUCACCUUUCUGGGGAAGAAGUUUGAGAUCCAGCCGGAUGGUUUGCCCUCAGCGAGGAAGCUGGUGUACUACACUGGUUCGGCUUUUCGUUCUCGACAUCUUCUACUCCAUCUGAGUUCCUGUCACAGAUUGUAUCUCAGCUUGCAACCUGCGCUCAAACACCUGCGCCAACUAGAGGAGACCGAGGAGAAGACGAGGUAUCGUGAAUCGUACAUCAGUGAUGAGCUCGACCUGGAUCACCCCUGCAGCGAGGGCAGUCCCCGUCUGUCUCGACACUCCACCAGCAGCUCUGGCAUUGAGGCGGACACCAGGCAACACAGCGUCUCCGUAGAGAUGGUUUCCAUGGAGGAGAAGGAAAAGUCCUUCAUCUCUGCCAUCAGUCAUGGCUUCUUACACACCUCUGGGAUCGACACAAGCUGCAAAGCUCGGACUGAUGAAGACAAGUGGCAGGAGGAAGAUUUGCAGGAGAUGGUGAAGGAGCCCGGGGAGGUUUCUGUGGACGACCCUGUGGAUAUCUUGCGACUGGCUGAGCUACUAGAGGGCGUGUCCGUCGACUGUCCCGCCAUCCAAUCAGACAAUGAGUGUAAAGGUCUGCAAAUGAGCUCAGUUACAGGCAACGAUCCAGACGUCAUGAAACAGGUUUCGAAUCAGAAGGCUCGUAACCCGGUUGACCGCUACAGUCUGAGUCUGGACGACGUGCGACUGUUUUCCCCUCUUCUCCCGCUAGGAACGGCAUCAGUUCCAGACACCUCCGUCAGCUACGCGUUUGGGCUCCCGCACACCACAACCAGCCCAUGUCCAGACAAAUCUUCUUUCUGCGCCCAGCGCUCCACAAACUGCCUAUCUCUGGACCUGCUGGAUGAUAACCAGAUGCUGGAGCUUGUUCUAUAAGAAACUGAGAGAACUGCAGCUUCCUGUUGUCUUCCUGUUUAUACCGGACAGCAAAAUGAAGACAAAACUGAAGUGUAAACAGGACACAUUUUUAACAGGACUUUCAUUAAAACUCAACCAUACACUUAAAUGUGUUUCUAUGCUGUUCAACAGCAGGACAAUAUGAACAAUUGUGGGUUGUUUUACAAAUUAUACAUGUAGAAUUUUGUUGAUGAACUUUGUACAGAACUUGUUAAUGGAUAAUCUUACAAGGAGCAAGGCAUUCCUGCACUAACACUGUGUCGCAUCAAGGUGUGAUGCAAAAAAAUCACUAAUGAUAAAAUCUAUUUCUUCCAUGUAAAUUCGAACUGGUCGCAACCUCAAUGAGCAACAAGAAGGCCCUCCCAUAGUGAACUUUCAUUUGUCUAAAUUCUGUUCUCUAAACAUCAAAAGCUAAACAUUUUUGCUUUUAUUGUGGACACACCUUGUUAGGACAUGGUGUAACAAUAAUGCUACAAAGUUUGUGGAGGAGCUUUCUCUGAAAUACAGAAUUAAUACAGACAGAAGCUGCUGGAAUAACCAGUUCUCUAAAAGGAAAUCCUAUACUCGUGCAAUUUAAAGCCACGUUCCUUUAAAGUCGGCAUGAAACGAAAGUUGCGAUAGUCUUUUCUUCCCUGUUGUGACGUAUAUCAGAGUCAAACAGCUUCUCGAAGAAAAAAAAAUGUAGGGCGGGAAUUGAUUUUGUCCAUUGGGUAUUGAUUGGAUCUUUGGAUGGUUGUGGUUUGCUAUUGGUCGAUCUCAUUUGAGUGACAGGUUGUCCCGCCCUUGUGCCAGUAAACACAUCAUUAGAGAAGAGAUUUUGCUGCAAGAGGGAGGGGAAGUUAUUUUGAUUAUGAGUGCACAUUAAUUUUUUUUUUUUUUUAAUUCAUUAAAAAAUAAUUAAAAAUGUUGAUAUCUUUAAACAAGAUUCCCUUAAUAUUGGACAUUAUUACAGGUGCAUUAUUAAUGUCAGUAAACUCAUUCAGCCAUGUACAGUUUGAGUCAUUUUCGAUCAUGAGAAUUUUGUCGCAUCAUUCAAAGACACUGAACUUGCACCGCUUGUUCUCCUGUUUCAAAAACCAUUGUGUACAGACAAUACUCAUGUUCCCUUACCUGAGUUACAAAGCACGUGUGAACCCGCUCAAACCAGCAAUCAGGAUUGAACAGAAAGUUAAAAGGUCAAACCAAAAUAUUUCAUUUGUUUUUUGCAAGGUCUAACCAUUGGUUUAAUAUAAUAGCAAAUAGUUUGUUAUUUCCUACACAAGUAAUGCAGAACUGAGAUGAACUUUUGUCACAAUAAGAACAAAGAUUUUUUCGCUGUAUAUAGAUCAGUGUUUGUUUUGUUCAGGAUACAUGGAGCUCUUUUGAUUUUGAUAAUUACAAAAUAUACAUCAAGCCCUCGGAGGUUGUCUAAAUAAUGGUGGGUGUCACUUCUUCAUCUAUGUAUUGUAAACACACAUCCUAUUAAAAGCAUGCCCAUGUGUUCCUUUCAGUGAAAGGAAAAACUGAGAAUGAACAGUAUGAAUAAACGUAGCUGGAAUCUGUCAA
Molecule: messenger RNA, 3534 nt
Organism: Megalobrama amblycephala (Wuchang bream)
Lineage: Eukaryota; Metazoa; Chordata; Actinopteri; Cypriniformes; Xenocyprididae
Exons: 14
Coding region: 274-1968 (564 amino acids)
Biological process (GO): positive regulation of hippo signaling
Cellular component (GO): cytoskeleton; cytoplasmic side of apical plasma membrane
Source: RefSeq, a predicted model, not a curated record